Molecule: messenger RNA, 1794 nt
Organism: Periophthalmus magnuspinnatus
Lineage: Eukaryota; Metazoa; Chordata; Actinopteri; Gobiiformes; Gobiidae
Product: intraflagellar transport protein 172 homolog
Exons: 17
Coding region: 1-1794 (597 amino acids)
Biological process (GO): intraciliary transport
Cellular component (GO): axoneme; intraciliary transport particle B; ciliary basal body
Molecular function (GO): protein binding
Source: RefSeq, a predicted model, not a curated record
AUGUUAUCCUGUGUGCAGGGUAAGCUGCUGGUUCACCCGUGCCCUCCGUACGCUCUGGCCUGGGGCUUGAACAGUUUCUUGAUUGGUGGAUAUGAUCAGAGGAUUGUGGCGUACAGCAGAGAGGGGCACGUGCUGCAGACGUUUGACCACAGCCGUGACCAGAGUGAGAGGGAGUUCAGCGCAGCAGUGUCGAGCCCCAGCGGUCAGAGCGUGGUGUUUGGCAGCUACGACAGGCUGCGAGUGUUUAACUGGGCUCCGCGCAGAGGCAUGUGGGAUGAGGCCAAACCUAAAGAGAUCCCAAAUCUGUACACCAUCACCAGCCUGGCCUGGAAGAGGGAUGGCUCCAAGCUCUGCGCUGGGACUCUGUGUGGAGGAGUGGAGCUGUUCGACUGCUGUCUGAGGAGAACCAUCUAUAAAAACAAGUUUGAGAUGACCUAUGUGGGACUGAGCCAGGUGGUGGUGAGGAACCUGUCGACAGGUGCCCGGGUCAUUCUGAAGUCAUAUUACGGAUAUGAGAUCGAGGAGGUGAAGAUACUGGGCAAAGACAGAUAUUUAGUAGCUCACACGUCAGACACGCUGCUGCUCGGAGACCUGCUCACCAACAAACUCAGCGAGGUGGCUUGGCCCGGGUCAGGAGGAAAUGAAAAGUUCUUCUUUGAAAAUGAAUCUGUGUGUAUGAUUUUUAAUGCCGGGGAAUUGAGUCUGGUGGAAUACAGCAACAAUGAGAUCCUUGGCUCAGUCCGGACCGAGUUCAUGAACCCUGACCUCAUCAGUGUGUGUCUGAAUGGGAGGAAGCGGAGUGGAGCCGAGGACAACAAGAAACUGGCCUAUCUCAUCGACCUUAAAACCAUUGCCAUCGGACAUAAUGGAUCUCAGAGGAGGUGCACUCUGGCGACCAUCAGCCACGACUCCAAGAUUGACUGGUUAGAACUGAAUGAGACCGGGAAGAAACUACUCUUCACAGACAAGAAACUCAGGCUGCACUUGUUCGACCUGGACGUCCACUCUGAAGUGCACUCUUUGGGCUUCUGUUCGUUCGUGCAGUGGAUCCCGGGCAGUGAUGUGGUGGUGGCUCAGAACAGAGCAAACCUGUGUGUGUGGUACAGCAUCGACAGCCCCGAGAGUGUCACUAUGUUUCCUAUAAAGGGUCUGAACACAGUCACGUACACUCUGGAUGAAGGCCUCAUCGAGUUUGGAACAGCCAUCGAUGACGGAGACUACGACCGAGCGACAGCGUUCCUGGAGACAUUGGACAUGACAACAGAGACCGAGGCCAUGUGGAAGACUCUGAGUAAACUAGCUCUGGAGGCGCGGCAGCUGCACAUCGCAGAGAGGUGUUUUGCUGCUUUGGGAGAUGUUUCUACUGUUCGAUUUCUUCAUCAAAUCAACCAAAUUGCAGACAAAGUAGAGAAAGAGAUGGGAGGAGAUGGCACGACAUAUUACCAGGUUCAAGCUAAAGUGGCCACUCUGGACAAGAACUUCAAACUGGCAGAAAGAUUCUACAUGGAGCAGAACGCUGUGGAUGAGGCCAUAGAGAUGUAUCAGGAGCUGCACAUGUGGGACGAGAGCAUCGCUGUGGCCGAGGCAAAGCGCCACCCGGAGCUGGAGAACUUGCGGAGGAGUUACAUGACAUGGCUCACAGACACGGCUCAGGACGAGAAGGCCGGAGAGGUGAAGGAGGCAGAAGGGGACUUCUCAGCAGCUGUGAACCUUACCUCAGAGCAGGACUCCCAGCCAAAGCUGCCAGAGUUGCCCUCAGUCGAGCCGAAUUUAUCAACAACACAGAGAUGGUGA